UCGGAAAAUCCUGCCAAGCCGGAUUUGUCUGGGUUAAGUUCCAGUGGCACGUUGGAAGCACAGAGAGCUUAUUUAACCGCUUUGCAAGGUAAAACCGCCUCAGAGCGGGAAGAAAUUGCUCGACUGUUGCGUCAGCGGGAUGAGCUGGCAGCGAGAUUGAGCAAGCUUAAAGCUGCCGCAGACGCUGCCAGUCAACAUGCCGAUGCAGUCUCGGCUGGUGAGGCAGAACCGAAAGAGAACGAGGGAACCAAUGGAGCAGCAGGGUCCUCGCAUGCCUCUUCUCCGGAACCAGAUCUCGAGCCGAUCAUGCUCGCACAUUUGGAGGCGAAAAAACGUGAGCUGGUUCAACUCAAAGCACAAUUGGAAUUGUUCCGUAAAGCUGAGGAGCGAAUGGCCGCACUACAGUUGGAUGAUCAGGCUCCACCGGAGGUUGAAAUUCCCAAGUCAUGUGUGGUGAAAGGCGGUUCGCGUAGUGGUCGUCAUACGCGUUCUCAUCGUCCGUCUCCGCCACCAUCAAAUAGCUCGGUGAAAGCUCACUUCAUAGACUCACUUGGCAAUGAAAACGAAACUGCUGGAAGCGAAGCACCACGGUCAGAUACACAAACUCCAACCAAACUGGAUACUGUUACGUUUCAGCAACCGGAAGGUACCUGUAUCAAUGACAACACUGAACGUCUUUACGAGAACAUGCGCGAGGCUCGAAUACGGCUGGAGGAACAACGAGGCAAUCGAAGUGUUGGAGGGAAUGUCCCCGUUGCCGGCAUCGCUGCCGUCCUGUCAGCAACCGGGAAAGCCAUGCUUUCAGGUGGUGGUGCUGCAUCGGUGGCCACCAGUCAGGAUAGAACAACUUUGGCCACCUGGGGUGGAUCGUCAUCUACCGGAUCCAGCACCACCUCAAACUCCAUUGACGGAACAGCUGAAGAAUCUGCCGCGGUCACUGCUCCCACGGCACCGCAACUGAUGACCACUUUGACCAAUGGGAUCGUCAGCUCGCGCCCGAAAACAGUUCAAGAUACUCAAACCACUGAAUGCCACGAGAGUCGUCGAACUCGCAACGAAAAACGGUCACGUGCUUCCAAGGCUACUCCAUUUGUCGCAGGUGGACCGGAUCUGUUAGAUCCGAAUUCGUUGCCCCAGUUGGGUCGUAGCCCAUCUCCUCCAGGCACUGCGAUCAACCGAGUUUCACAGACGGGCACGAAUUUCGUAACCGAACCGCAAGCCGGUGAUACAUCCCUGGACAGUGAAACUCCGGGAAAAAAUGGUAUUGCAGUGGACAAGGAGUGUGGUCAUUCAGUGUACUGUGCAGCACUUGUUGAACAUGAUCAGUGUAAUCUUUCCAGUGGAUCACGAGUCAUUGUCCAACUCAAUGGUCGUUUAUUCUUUCAGAUUGUCUAG
Molecule: messenger RNA, 1395 nt
Organism: Echinostoma caproni
Lineage: Eukaryota; Metazoa; Platyhelminthes; Trematoda; Plagiorchiida; Echinostomatidae
Source: the annotation of a GenBank genome assembly